Molecule: messenger RNA, 2664 nt
Organism: Caenorhabditis briggsae
Lineage: Eukaryota; Metazoa; Nematoda; Chromadorea; Rhabditida; Rhabditidae
Gene: Cbr-dic-1
Product: Protein CBR-DIC-1
Exons: 17
Coding region: 1-2664 (887 amino acids)
Biological process (GO): snRNA 3'-end processing
Cellular component (GO): integrator complex
Source: RefSeq, a predicted model, not a curated record
AUGCCGGUCUACUUUUUCAUUCUGGACACUUCGGGAUCCAUGUCCACCCGGUCACAUCCGCAAUUCUCGUUUUUCGAUUUAGCCAAAAAUUAUAUUGAGACUUUCAUCAAGGGCAGAAAUCGAGCCGACAGCAGAAUGGUCGUCGGAAGGGAGAAUGAUCGAUAUUUUCUGCUGACAACACAGGGAAAAUAUCCGGAAAAUGUGAAAGUAGUAUCCGAGAAAGCGGGUGGAAUCGUUGUUGACGAGUUGAAAAAGCUCACUCUUCCAUAUGGUUCAGCACAGAUUCAUCAGACAAUUCUAGACGCUUUUCGUAUUUUACACACAAAUCGAGCACAAACUGGAAUCGAUGGAGUCGGCACGGGUAGAGCUAUUCAGAACACCGAACAAAUAAUGCUGAUAGUGUUGACUGAUGGAAGUGGUAUCAAUUCGAUUCCCAUCGAUUUUCGUCUAUAUUUCGAUCCGGCGUUCUUGGGAAGUGAAAUGACGAAAGAGGCAUUCAGAUGGGACCAGAAAUUGUACACGGUGGUCUUCCGCAUUCCAUCAUCACCAUACCGUCCGACACCAUCCCAAUUGGCUAAUAUCGAUAUAGAUGUGCCUAUAAUCGAAAGAGUCUGUGGUCUAACCGGUGGCCGAAGUUUUGCAAUCGUCUCACUCCGUCAAAUUCAAACUUCCAUUGAUUAUAUUCUGUCGCAAUCUAAUCAGCACAAAGUUGGCGUUCGUUUCGGGUGCUUGCCGCAUUUACCUGGAAACAUCACAAACGAUGAGUACUACGUAUCAAACGUCGUUUCGACAAUGGACCAACUCCCUCAACGUACCGCCCAUCCAAUGAUUCUAUGUGCUCCAAUGGCUCUUCCACUAACUAUCCGAUCGGAAAUACCCGUUGAUAAGCUGGAGCUAGAACCGGGCGGUGUAACGGACCUAAUUAUGGAUUUAUUGCAGAAAAAGAAGGAUAUGACUAUUUGGACCUUCAUUGAAGGCUCGUCAAAUGGUCCAACUGCUCCAUUCGGGUGUCUAAGAAUGAAUACAUUUGACCUUCUUGAAGGCUCGUCAAAUGGUCCAACCGCCCCAUUCGGGUGUCUAAGAAUGAAUACAUUUGGUACUGGAGUCACUCUGAUCCUCCUCCCAUUCAAUUUCCCACAAUUCUACCCGCUAAUCGAAGAAGUCGUCAAAGAGCCGAUUCUGACGACGUCACAAGUUUGGAGAUCCAAAUUGGACUCGUACUUUCAGACCGUUCCUUAUUAUUAUUUUACACCAAUGCGAAACUCUCUGGACAAGAUCAAAGUAAAAGUGGACUACAGUAGUUCGAUGAGCAAUAUCUACGCGGGCCAACUGCUGAGCAAUCUGAAUCGGCUGAAAGUGAAGGCGAAAGAGGAAUAUGAUAAAAUAUUGAUUGAAUGCAAGUUGAAUGAAUCGAAAGGGACCAAAUUGGCAAAUCCGUCGAUUCGAAUCGAACGAAUCACGUCAAGAACCUCGAUUAUAGGUCUAGGAGGGGACGAUGAUGAUUAUGAGGAGCGAAUGCUGAAUGAGGUCGAAUCGACGCCAAUUUAUGCCGGAGAUUUCAAGAUUCCCCUCUACCCACCUACCGUAUCCGAUGCCCAAUUGGACACAUCCUACCGUAAUCCGUACAUGGGCUCUGUGGAGGAUAUCGUUAGCAAAUUGAACAGAAUCCAAGCCAACGUGGAUAUGCUCUUCAAUCCGAACAAAGCGUCGCUUCUCGAUAUGGCUCGUCUGGGUGAUCGGCCGAGAUUCAAUACGCUGGAAGAACUGCACAAUAUGCCACAAAAGCUGAUGGGAGAAUACGAGCCAUAUCAAGCGGUAAGAAAAGCUGAAAUUCCAAAAAAAUCUGAAAAUCCAAAAAAAUCUGAAAUUCCAAAAAAAGCUGAAAUUCCAAAAAAUCUGAAAUUCCCAAUUUUGCAGGCCCGUCUGAAAUUCUAUGGCCAACCGAUGCGAAAGAUCGAUGAGGAGAAGGAUCGAACGCAUGCGUUUGGAAAUCCGUACAAAUUGAAAGGACUGGGUGCGGGGAUUGAUGAGGUAAUGGACAGUGCGGUGGUGGAUGGCAACUCUCAGAAUCAACCAACAAAACGUUUCGGUGAGCCUCGUCAAGGCGGUGGACCCCCGAAACGACGUCGUGGACCAUUGGGAAUCGAUGCUUUCGAUCAAUACCGUACCCGUCGAUCGAUGCGCGGAAGCUCCGCCUCCUCGGAUAUUUCUGAUUUUUCGGUGUCUUCUGGAGACGAGUUAUUGAUUGAUUCGAGGGAGGGGACGCCUGGAACAAGUGGAGCCAGUACUCCAUCAUCGGAUUUUGAGAAUCUACAAUUGGAGGAGAUGGAUACGGUAGAACAGUUGACACGGAAUUUGAAUGAUUUCGAGGAAAUGCGAGGGAGAGAUGUUAAUAUUCAAGCUGUGGAGCCCCCAGCUGUUGCUCCAGCUCCACCAGCACCGGCUGAAAUUCUCACCGAUCAGGAGGUCCUAACUCGCAAAAUUCGAAUCGGAACGAUUGUUCGAAAACCGGCGAAUCACCGCGCCUACGACGAAAUUAUGAUAUUGGCUGGUGGAAAUUGUCAAGAGUCGAUUCUAAUCCGUCAUGCUCUUCGCGAAUCGCAACGUUUCAAGCUUAAAAUGUUGACUGAAAAGUUGGAGGAACGUCUGAGAUCGAUUGGCUGA